Messenger RNA from Gymnogyps californianus (California condor), 2373 nucleotides. RefSeq names its product transmembrane protein 50B (gene TMEM50B). The record is from RefSeq and is a predicted model, not a curated record. The transcript has 7 exons. Gene Ontology annotation, biological process: late endosome to vacuole transport via multivesicular body sorting pathway; protein targeting to vacuole. Lineage: Eukaryota; Metazoa; Chordata; Aves; Accipitriformes; Cathartidae. The coding region runs from base 127 to 603 and encodes 158 amino acids.
CCGUCACCCCCGCUCCCCGUAGGCGGAAGAGUCUCGCCCAGGACGGGGGGUAUUUGGGACACAGUUGUUAAUGGAAAAAUUCAUGUAUAAGUACAAAGUAAGAAGGGCAAUCUAAUCUUUGAGGAAAUGGCAGGAUUCCUAGACAACUUCCGGUGGCCAGAAUGUGAGUGUAUUGACUGGAGUGAAAGAAGAAAUGCCAUCGCUUCAAUAGUUGCGGGUGUAUUGUUUUUCACAGGUUGGUGGAUAAUGAUAGAUGCUGCAGUAGUUUACCCUAAGCCAGAACAAAUGAACCAUGCGUUCCAUACCUGUGGGGUGUUUUCAACGCUAGCUUUUUUCAUGAUAAAUGCUGUAUCAAAUGCACAGGUGAGAGGAGACAGCUACAGUGACGGAUGUUUAGGAAGAACAGGUGCUCGUGUCUGGCUCUUCAUUGGCUUUAUGCUGAUGUUUGGUUCACUUAUUGCUUCAAUGUGGAUUCUUUUUGGAGCAUAUGUUACACAGAACACUAAUGUUUACCCUGGAUUAGCAGUGUUUUUCCAAAAUGCGUUGAUAUUUUUCAGUACUCUGAUCUACAAGUUUGGAAGAACAGAAGAGUUAUGGGGAUGAGAGAUCACGUUAUAGCAUUGUCUAUUCCAUAGUUGCUAUGUCGUACUAUGUAUGUAGAUAUAUUUACAUUUAUUUGUUCUUGUUUUGCUUUCUAAAUUGUAUGAACUGAGACAAAUUACAGUUUCUGUAAUAAGCUCCCUCUUUUCACAGGACAGAUUUGUGAAUAUGUACAUAUGACUGUAUAUAUCUUCAAAAGGGAAUGUCAGGCUUUCUUUCUGAAAUCUUCAGGCUUAUUUCUUCAAAUACGUGGGUUUCCAUCAACUCCUCAGACUUCAUCUUCCAAACCUUCACAUAUGUCAGAGACUUCAGUGGAACUAUUAGUGAACAAGCAGGAUAAAGCCCGUACCCUGUAAGAGGGGUUACUACUUUUAUGCAUACGUGCGCUAGAGCCGAUUUUGCAAGGGCCGACAGGGAGGGUUGCCUGCGUAACCUGCAGGAGUAGUCAGCGCAGGGACGUGACCCAGCUAAGCCUGUAUUUAAUGAGGGUAAAUUCUCUUGUAUGCUGAGAUAAGAGCUGAUUUUAAGAAUUUUAUAUAACUGUUCAGAAAAAUAUAAAGUAGCUAUUUUUUUUGUAAAAGGUUAUGAAUUUUUAAACAAGGCCCUAUAUUAAGCAGGUUCUGCAUGGCAAAUCAAACUGUUCUUGACUUCCGAUUGCUAUAGCACAAAUGACAUUUGGUAGCACCACAGUCCUUCGAAUUAAUGUCAUGCUGUUCAGUGUAAUAGAUACCAAUUAGCAUUUAAUGUAUUGACUGAUAUUAGAGUAAAAAAACCCCACAAACUGGUGCCAGUCAUACUUAAGGAAUAUAAAGAAUAAAUGAGAGUCAGACUACCAUCUUUAAAAUUACGCUAGCAUAAUUUUCUUCAGGGGAAGCUUUUUUGCUGAUAAAUGAAGCGUUAUCCUGCUACCUAUUACCUUUGCUAUUUAAAAGGCGAGCAUUUCAAGUGGGGAUAUAGUAGAUGUAUUUAUUGCUCACAGUCUUACCUUGAAAUAAUUGCCAGUUUUAGGACUGCCAUUUGCCCCAGUUCAAAUGUAUUUAUCUCCUAAAUUUCAUGGGCACUUUAUGGGAAUGCUUCCAUUAUUGAAAUCCAGUUUCUUCUAGCUGGAGUAUACAGAAAGGGCGAACGAUGAUGUUUUAUGGCUUUGGACUGAUCUUGUAUAUUCAUCUUGCUGUUGGCGACUUCCUUAUCUUAUGAGUUCUACAUGGUUUUUAAAGCAUUUGACUCUACCUUGUGUCUAAAAGCUUUUAUAACUUUCCAUGUAUCAAGAUUGCUGACCAAAUGGUAUUAAACUGCAGAAUGUAACUUCUGUGCAUGGUUACUGUAUACUGUUAGUCAUCUAAUUGCUCCCUUGUGGGAAUCUCUCCAGUGGACAGAAUAUGAAGCAAAUACUGCAGCUGAAAUUGUGCUACUGGCUAGACUAACUUCAUCCUGAUUUCACCAUCCUGCAGUGAGUUACGAUAUAUUCACUGGUGUUAAUCAUAGCUUUGUACAUAAGUUGUCUGUAUGGUUGUAAUUUCAGAAAACUGCAAUAAACUUUAUCUUACGUUCUCAAAAUAGUGAACUUCACAAGGUAAUUGUACAGUAGUACUCAAUAGUUCAAGUAGUACUGACCUUUAAGCAAGUCUUACACCAGCUAGUAAGUAAAACCAAGGUUUUUGUUUUCAGGUCUGUCAGUUUCUUGCUCAGGAGCUUGGGGAUGUUUGUUGGCUUUUGUACUGAGAAACAAGUGUGGCCUGUAACUAAUCCCAUUUACAGCACCUGACACUUGAA